This is a messenger RNA of Brassica napus (rape), 735 nucleotides long. Its product is annotated as F-box/LRR-repeat/kelch-repeat protein At1g09650-like. The transcript has a single exon. The record is from RefSeq and is a predicted model, not a curated record. NCBI's taxonomy places the organism in Eukaryota, Viridiplantae, Streptophyta, Magnoliopsida, Brassicales, Brassicaceae. Bases 1 to 735 code for a protein of 244 amino acids. Gene Ontology annotation, molecular function: protein binding.
AUGUUUGGUCGGAUGUUAAAAUAUAUUGAGCUUCAGCACGGAGGCUUUUCGCUUGGAUUCGGUAAAGACAUCAUAUCCUCCACUUACAAGCCUGUUUCGCUAUACAACUCUUCAGAAAUAGGCCUUGACAACGCUACCACAUGCGAAGUUUUCGACUUUAGCGCCAAUGCUUGGAGGUAUGUUACUCCCUCUGCUCCUUAUCGGGUUGCUCCGUUCGCCUGUCCCGUCUUUGUAGAUGGUUCGCUUCAUUGGUUCACAGAUUGCGAGGAAACCAAAAUUUUAUCUUUUGAUCUUCACACCGAGACUUUUCAAGUCAUCUCUAAAGCUCCCUUUCCCGCCAAUUCACAUGAUGAUGAUAAUCCUUACGGGAUCCUCUUGUGCGACCUCGACAACCGCUUGUGCGACCUCGACAACCGCUUGUGCGUAUCACACAAGACUGAUUUCAACCAAGUGAUAUGGUCCUUCAAUUCAAGCAACAAGACAUGGCUCAAAAUUUUCUCCAUCGAUGUGGUUAUGACUUCUUUUUUCUAUGGUUGCCCAACAUCAAGUUGCCCCUUCACUCCACUAGCACUUUUGGAUGCCGAGAAUAAGAAGAAGGAUUUGCUCUUUUAUGACCGUGAGCAAAGUCGUUAUCUGUUGAUACAUGACUCCGAUGCCCCACUAUUCACUCUUACUUUGAGGGCUAAAUUCCUUGGAUUUCUUCUUUGUUAUUUCCCCAGUUUAAUCUCUUUUUGA